AGAGCAUGGCUUCUCUGGCCAGAUGCCUGGUCCUUCUCUCAUCAGUCUUCCUCCCGCUGACUGCUGCCAAUGAGGGGUCCAUAAGUCGGAGCCCAUCGCGUCUGAUGAGAGAUCCUUCCUGCUGCAAGUCACAACUCAAGAUAGGAGGGCUCUUCAAGGGGAAGGAUGGCUUCGAAGAGCACGCUAUCAAUCCCAUCUUCAUGAAGAUUGACCAUAUCGACGAGUGGCUUCCUGCUGAGAAGUAUGAGACUCCUCUGACAUGGCGCGGAGCCAUGGUGGGCCAGGACGAAACGGUGCUUGACGUUCUGUACCUGAACUCUCCCCGCGCGUCCCAGAAGAAUUUGCUGUACAGGCAGUGGGUACGUGCAGGUCCACGAGACUUCCUCUACUUCAAGCCGAAGGAGGUCGUUGCUGCCAUCGUCACGUGCGGAGGACUGUGUCCUGGACUGAACAAUGUCAUCAAGGCGAUAGUGGACACCUUGAUCAAAACCUAUGACGUGAAGAAAGUCUGGGGCAUCCAGUUUGGAUACAAGGGGUUUUACAGCUUGCCGUGGGUCGACCUUGACUGCAAGACCGUCGAGAACAUUCACAAGAGAGGAGGAACGGUCCUCGGCUCCUCCCGUGGGGGAGGGCCCAAGGAGAAUAUGGACAAGAUCAUGUCAGCUCUGACCUCCAACGGAGUCAACCAGGUGUAUGUGGUCGGAGGCGACGGGACACAUCGAGGAGCAAACCUCAUCUCUCAGGAAGCAGCGCGGAGGGAGUAUGCUAUGUCCGUUUGCGGAGUGCCAAAGACCAUUGACAAUGACGUGGCAUUCAUCGACAAGUCGUUCGGUUUCGACUCUGCAGUAGCUGAGGCUUGCAAGGUCAUCAACUGCGCAAGGAUCGAAGCUGACGACUCGCACAACGGCAUCGCGAUCGUCAAGCUCAUGGGCCGAGAGUGCGGAUUCGUUGCAAUGUACUCGGCAUUGGCGUCCAACGAUGUUGAUAUCUGUCUGAUCCCGGAGGCUCCCUUCAGCAUGGACAAGCUCUGCGAAUACACAACGGAGGUCUUGAAGAAGAGAGGACACUGCCUCAUCGUGGUGGCCGAGGGUUCUGCAUCUUGCCGCCCUACCCGACCUGAUGUGUUCUCUUGCUCAGGAGCUGGAUCCCAUCACUUCGAGGGAGUAGAUCUAGGAGUCGACGCCUCAGCCAAAGAUUUCCCUGCUGAGAUCCGAUACCUGGACCCCUCCUACCAGAUCAGAUCCGUUGCCGCCAACCCAUCAGACAGCGUCUACUGCUCGACCCUCGGAAGCACCGUUGUGCAUGGUGCCAUGGCGGGUUUCACCGGCUUCAGCUGUGGGCAAGUGAAUCACAGGUGA
Guillardia theta CCMP2712 is the source of this 1358-nucleotide messenger RNA. RefSeq lists its product as hypothetical. The coding region runs from base 6 to 1358 and encodes 450 amino acids. Lineage: Eukaryota; Cryptophyceae; Pyrenomonadales; Geminigeraceae. The transcript has 17 exons. Gene Ontology annotation, biological process: glycolytic process; fructose 6-phosphate metabolic process. The record is from RefSeq and is a predicted model, not a curated record. Gene Ontology annotation, molecular function: 6-phosphofructokinase activity. Gene Ontology annotation, cellular component: cytoplasm.